Molecule: messenger RNA, 3606 nt
Organism: Microstroma glucosiphilum
Lineage: Eukaryota; Fungi; Basidiomycota; Exobasidiomycetes; Microstromatales; Microstromataceae
Exons: 3
Coding region: 1-3606 (1201 amino acids)
Molecular function (GO): hydrolase activity, acting on acid anhydrides, in phosphorus-containing anhydrides; zinc ion binding; nucleic acid binding
Source: RefSeq, a predicted model, not a curated record
AUGGUUUCCAGCUCGGAUGGCGAAGACUUCUUCGCUUCCUCACCAUCUCAUCAUACCUCCCAACCGAGUGCGCCCAGUCUAGAGCAUAAGACGGAAGAAGUGGAGGGUUCAGCCUCUCCCGUCAAGAAGAGAUCAGACCUCUUCCGUGGCGAUGAUGACGAUGAGGAGGAGGAUGAGGACGCGACACUGCGUGAGCCCGUCGUCGUCAGGAAGCGGCAGAGGAUAGAGUCGCCUCGAGCGAUAAAGGCAUCGCCGCCUGCAUCGCGGACGCCUCAGCCGGAGGAGGUCAUUCAGGUUAAGGACGAGAGUCCAGAUCGGAACGACUGGCCUCGUAAAUAUAUCGGUCACUUCUGUGUCGCUGGGUGGUCACUCUCUAAAGGUCGCAACUAUGCUGAGCAGGGAGCCAAGAUGAACAUUCAGCGCUCAAAGCCGCAUCAGGUCAGCUCCUCUGUCUCCUCUUCCGUCAAUGGCAGCUCGAAGAAGGCGCAACAGCCAUCCAAAAAGCAGACGAAGCUCAGCUUCGGCGGAGGAGGAGGAGCGGCUAAAGCAAGUCCGUCUAGCAAUAAAGGCAAACAGAAAGAGGACUAUGUUGUGAGGUUCGGCAACACCCGAGGCUUCGAGGUAGGCAGGCUGCCUACAGAAGCCGCCGUCUGGAUCUCGAAGCUGAUGGAUCUUGACCUUGCCGAGUUCGAAGCCACGGUAGUCGACUGCCCUCCGGUCUUGACAGUAGGGUCGGAUAUCCUCCUCGAUAUCAAGGCAUACCUGAAACGAGCAGCUUUCCCUGCUUCUAUCGACGUGCGUCGCUCGCGGAAUACCCACAAUGAGCCUGCAAAGAACUUCUUCCAGGAGACGGCAGAGACUUCGAGCGAGAGGGAGCUGCGCCAGCGCAAGGCUGCACUCAUACGGCUGUUCAAAGCAUGUGAUCUUAGGCCUACCCAGGCCAAUGAUAUCUUGCAGCAACACUCUGAGGACGGCAGCUUUGGGAGCUCUGCCAUGCUAGAUCAUUACGGAGGCCGGGAUACACUGGGCGAGGGAAGCGGGUCACCGGGCCGCACAAGCAGACUAAAUUCUCCCGGCGUUCAGAGUCAGAAGAAUGGCGCUGCCAAUGGUCAUUCCGUCGGUGACAGCAGCAAUGGCGCAGGCACAUCAGCGCAAGAACCUAUUGCAGUCGAUGGAGAGGAAGGUCAAGGACCGGACGUCAAUGACGGGACGGAGAUCGAGGCAGCCCAGCUCGAUCAGGUGUAUAGCAAAGCUCAACGCCACGACGCCGAGCUGCCAGAGUAUGAGCCGCCCGAGACCUUUGCUCUGACGCUACGCCCUUACCAAAAGCAGGCUCUGGGAUGGAUGCGCAACAUGGAGCAGCCUGCUUCCUUACGCCAAGGCAGAGAAGGACAGCGACAAGAAGCCAGUCUACAUCCUCUCUGGCAGGAGUACAGAUUCUUGGCCGAGGAUGCCGAGGACGCUGGAGGGGAUCAUUCCAUGCCUGACGAGACUGGGACUUUUUACUUCAAUCCUUACAUCGGGGAGAUGAGUCUAGAGUUUCAGCCUGCGAGUCACGGCACAAGAGGCGGGAUUCUUGCUGAUGAGAUGGGUCUUGGCAAAACGAUCAUGGUCGCCAGCCUGCUGCAUACGAACCGUGCGCCUCGCGAAGGAGACGAGGACGAUGAGGAUGUACAAGACGAAGAGAGGGCCAGACAGGUCGAGAAGAAAGGACCGCGGCAAACGUCUCUUGCCUCUGCCUUUGCACAAUCGAAUCGGCAGGCUCGCAAGGCUCCGUCCGCUGGUCAAGUCACUCUUGUCGUGGCUCCCAUGAGUCUGGUUGGGCAGUGGAGAAAUGAGCUGGAGAGGGCUAGCAAGGCUGGAUCUCUUUCAGUCAUGCUGUACUAUGCAGAAGGCAAAGCAGACCUGAUGGGCCGGCUAGAGGGCGGUAGCGUUGAUGUCGUCAUUACAUCAUACGGCACACUAGUGUCAGAGUACAAGCGGUUCACCGAUCUCGGCGGCUCUGCAGCAUCGGCCAGCAAAGUCACCAAGGCUGCUCCUCUCUACGCUGUCGAUUGGCUUCGCGUUAUCCUGGACGAGGCGCACAACAUCCGCAAUCGGACCACUCGCAACGCCAGGGCAUGCCAUGACUUGAUGGCUCGGCGGAGGUGGUGCUUGACCGGCAGUCCCAUCGUCAAUCGACUGACUGACCUGUAUAGCUUGCUGAACUUCCUGCGGGUAGAGCCGUGGGGCGACUUCAGCUUCUUCAAUUCCUUCAUUGGCAAGCCCUUUGCCAACAAGAACCCAAAGGCGCUGGAGAUUGUACAGGUCGUGCUUGAGUCGAUCUUGCUCCGACGAGAGAAGAAGAUGAAGGACAAGGACGGCAAGCCAAUCGUCAGUCUUCCUUCGAAGUCGAUCUUGAUCAAGCAUCUGGAAUUCUCCGACAUCGAAAGGAAGAUCUACGACCUCUGCUUUGAUCGAGCCUGGAUUCAGUAUCAGCGCAUGAGGGAUGAUGGUUCGGUGACGAAAAACCUCUCUGUCAUCUUCAGCGUUCUGAUGAAGCUCAGGCAGGCCGUCUGUCAUCCUCUGCUGGUGCUUCAAGCUAUGCAAGCUUCCCAUGCCCGCUCUCAGGAGAAGGGUGGCAGUAGCAUGGGAGAACUGGAUGAGGAGGCCGAGCGGGAAGUCAAAGCUCUCGUCGCCCGCUAUCAGGCAGGCCAAGAGGACGCAGCUGUCGCGGACGAAGCAGCGACCCUGGCGCGUCUUGAGAGCUCCAUCGGCAUCGAUGCUGCAGAAUUGCACGGCGAGGACCAGGAAGAGUGUCCCAUCUGUCACGACCCACAGGCUGAACCCGCUACGUUGCCCUGCGGUCACAAAGCUUGUCGGGCUUGCCUUGUCGACGAGCUGCAGCGUUGCGAGGACUCCGGCGAGACACCCCGUUGCAUCGUCUGCGGUGAAGGACCCUUCUCUAUCGAAGACAUCCAAGACCUUGUCAACGAUGCAGUGGCCAAUGAACACGCCAGCGAAGAGGCUAAGCAGGCAGCUCCUGCCAAGAGUGCCAACUUUAUGUCCUUUGCCAAGGACGACUUUCGCUCCUCGACCAAGCUCGAUGCCCUCAUUUCUGACUUGGACACAUUGCGCAAAGACGAGCCGCACUUCAAAGGCGUCGUCUUUAGCCAGUUCACCUCCUUUCUCGACCUCGUCGAAGUGGUACUCAAGCGCAACAAUCACCCCUUUGUGCGGUUGGACGGUACUGUUUCGCAGAAGGAUCGAGAGCUGGUCCUGCGCACCUUUGCCGAGUGUAGCUCGCACAUGCUCAUUCUUGUCUCGCUUCGGGCAGGUGGAGUGGGGCUCAAUCUGACCUCGGCGCAUCACUGCUGGCUGCUGGACUGCUGGUGGAACGCCUCGACGGAGGAUCAGGCGGUGGAUAGGGUGCAUCGAAUCGGACAGAUGCGGGACGUCUUCGUCCAUAGGUACCUCAUUGCUGAUAGUGUGGAAGACCGGAUUCUGGCCAUCCAAAAGAGGAAGAUGGCGCUGGUGAGCGAGGCUUUGGGCGGAGCGGCACGCAGCGGUGGAGAACAGACGUCGGAGACGGUAGAGAAUCUCAAGAUCCUCUUUGGUGAGAAGUAG